CUCUUCCCACACUAAUACAUCUAAGAUCAUUCUAAUUCACCACUCAUUGUGUUGUGUAUCCUUUUGAAUGUCAUUUCAUUGAAACAGUUGUAUGUUUUCUGCGCAUAUGUUCGAACCUCUUCGUUACUGGGUUAAGCAUAUUUGUGUGGCUAUUGAAAGGGUUUUGAGUUUCCGUCACCUUGUCACGUCAAUGAUGUCUGCUAGUCGUGCCAGUGCUAACAGAGCUAACGUUAGAGCAACAAGGUCACUGAGAAACCUCAAACGUUCUCGUCAAAGAUCAAUGACAGCUAAAAUAACAUUUAAACUACUUCCAGCUACAGACUUACUUGAGUGCUCGCCGUGCUCAGCAGCGGCAGAGAGCUGGCGGCGGGUCUGGGUCAGAGAAGACCUCACCAACGAUUGUGUGAAGCGUCCGAAAGCAGCCAUCUUCGUUUCAGAUGACGAUGGACAGAACGGAAGUACGUAAUAUGGACACCCCACGUGACAGGAAACACAGUCUGAGUCAGAUUUUUCAGUUUUUUAUUUACAUUUUUACUUACAGGUCUUAUCCGUAGUCAUUUUUAUUUAAAUAAUAGACGAGUAUAGCGAAUAAACAUUUAUGAAGUAAAGAGUGUCUUAGAAUAGUCGACUGUUAAACGAUAUUUGGAGCAAUUUCGCAGUCAAAUGACAUCGCUUCCGGCUUCCCUUCAGAGUUCAGGCAAAUGAAGGCCAGAGACAAGAGAGAAUAUAGGGCAUUGUUUGGGAGAGGAAAGGACCGGUCCAGGGUGUACAUCACCUCUCGCGCAAAGUCAACUGGGAUAGGCUCCAGCAUACCCCCCGCGACCCUAAUGAGGAUAAGCGGCAUAAAAAAUUGAUGGAUGGAUGGGAAAGGAAAGGCUGCAUGCGCCUCAUAUACAGAUAAUAGCAACCUGUAUUAACAUAAAAACAUUCCAACGGAGUCAGUGCCUCACCAGCCAUCAACCUCAACACUCGUCACUGCUGUCUCUACUAAAGGGGAGGACUGUGUGUGGGUUCAGAGUCCGACCAGGCAAUAGUGCAUGUUCUAGUUCAUCUGGAUAGGUGAGGGGGGGAAAAACCCUCCAAAAUUAAUGGUGAUGGAAUCACAGUACCACCAGUUUGGGUCACCACCCAGUGAGAGAUUUCAGCUUGCAGAGCAGAACAUGAAUUUGCAGAAAGGUAUGAACAGGAUAUUGGUGUAUGUCAUCUAUGGCAUCAUAGUUGCCCUGCUUUUCAUUCAGCUGAUGGUAACCGGGAUAAAAUUCUCCCAAUUAAACAUGGAAGUCAGUGAUGUCAAGCUGCUUCUUGAUAAACUCAGCCAUCAAAUUUCCAGUUCAGGAAGUGGGACCCCUAUAGAAGAUGUUCAUAUAGAAAGACUUGUCCCAGUUAGAGGAACAUGUAAGGAAGGCUGGGUGUCUUUCCAAAGGAGUUGCUACCUGCUGUCCACCACCACAGCCACAUGGAGCAAAGCUGAAGAGCAGUGUCACUCUCAUGGAGGACACCUGGUGGUUCUGAAUGGUGUGGAGGAACUGGACUUUAUUUCGGGAAUUUCUGAAAUCACCUAUAAAUACUGGAUUGGACUAGUGGAGAGAACACACGAGGGGGAGUGGAGUUGGGUGGAUGGCACUGAUUACAACAUAACCCCAAAGUUCUGGGAUGUAGCUCAACCUGACAACUGGGCCUUCAGAAGAAAUGGAGAGGACUGUGGCCAACUCCAUGCUACCGAUAUACGCAUCAGGAGGAGGUGGAAUGAUGCUGACUGCAAUGUGUCGUACAACUAUAUUUGUGAAAUUAAGACAUGACAGCCUCCUUUUUUAUUGUCUCAGACAAACACUGACUCUCUAAGUAGGCCACACAGAUAAGAUAAAAAAUGAUGUCAUAGUCUGGACUUUUACUACAUAAGCAAAUAAAACACUCAAAAGCAGCUGGAAGUUGCAGUGUUGCCUUCAUGCAUGUGAUU
Doryrhamphus excisus (bluestripe pipefish) is the source of this 1957-nucleotide messenger RNA. Lineage: Eukaryota; Metazoa; Chordata; Actinopteri; Syngnathiformes; Syngnathidae. The record is from RefSeq and is a predicted model, not a curated record.